This is a messenger RNA of Leishmania mexicana MHOM/GT/2001/U1103, 3315 nucleotides long. RefSeq names its product permease-like protein. The transcript has a single exon. Bases 1 to 3315 code for a protein of 1104 amino acids. Lineage: Eukaryota; Euglenozoa; Kinetoplastea; Trypanosomatida; Trypanosomatidae. Gene Ontology annotation, cellular component: membrane. The record is from RefSeq and is a predicted model, not a curated record.
AUGAGCGUCGUAGUACCCGUGAAGAAGUCCGACGAUUCGGAUGAGCGCACCGGCUUCUUAGAAGCACUGAAGCUGAGCUGGGCCUACACACUCGCCGAUGUCCGGCGCCGACCGCGUAAUAUCAUCAUCGGCAUCGCUGCGGUGAUGCUGCUCGUCUUUUUCUCUGCUGUUGUCGUCAUCGGGGUCUGGAAGACCCCAUAUAUCUUGCUACGCCUCGCGGAACUAACAGUGGGCGAGAUGGACGUCAUUCUCUACGGUGACGGCGAUACGCUGUUGCUCAACUACACAAAGCUGAACCAGAGCUUUGUCAAAUCCCCGGUCGUCGCUGGCGCGGCGCCGCGCUGGGUCGCUCGAGCGGACAUGACCUCCGCGGCGACCUAUCGCGCACGCAUGCACCACGCCACGGGUGCACGUACUAAGGACCGCGUCACGGCGACCAACAUCCUGCUCAUCAACUCCGAGCUGGAGAAACUGGCCGGCAUUGGACGCGGGUGGCCGUACCGCGAGAUUGGCUUUGACGAGGCCCAAAUCUUCUUUUCAGCCGCAAACUACAUCGGCGUCUCCGGCAACAAGGGUGAGCGCGUUCACCUUAGCCUCAACGCAUCCUCUCUUAGCACGGCCAUUGGCAUCGACGCCAUGUCUUUCAACAUAACACGCCCCCAAAAGGUGACGGACCCCAUCUCCUUCUACCUAAAGGCCUUCUUCCUGCUCAACAACAUCACAGCGGACUCGAUACCGGUGUUUGACGUCGUAUCGCUGAGCAUGGCAGCGACCAUGGCGGACGCGGUGGAGACGACGGCCGGUAAGUACUCGAGUGCACUCGGCAACGUCGUAAUCAUGGACUGCCGGGAAUUCCUGAACGUGCUGGUGGAUCAGAGCUGCCUGCUUGGGCCGCAGACUAUCAGCCCGGCAGAGGGCUACUACUUCCCGACCACUGCCGAGCUGUUCAACAUCUCACUCCCCUCAACGAACUCCUUCAACAUCCAGGACUAUGCGAUGAUGGUGGUGGUGAUGCUGGAGGGGCGGUACGACAUGUACUAUGCCGACACGAAGUCGCGCAGGGCAAUGUUGACGGAGAAGAGCAACAAGCUAAUGCGAACUGUCGGCCUCAACUUCGACGGCUCCGUGGAGUUUCCGGUGGACAAAACUAUCCAGACGCUCGAUACGUUCCGCACGUUGAUGACGGCGGCCUCUGUGACGGUGGUUGUCGCCAUUGUGGUGCUCGGGACCAUCCUUAUGUUCACACUGCUUCAGAUCAACGCCGAGGAGCGGCAGUUCGAGUUGGCCAUGAUUCGCGCGCAGGGUAUGCCGCGCACACCGAUUAUCGGUAUUCUGGUUAUGCAGACGCUCGCCUUCACCGUGCCUGGCACAGCGUUCGGUGUGCUGCUCGCAUGUGCGGCGAAUGCCAUCCUCGAGAGGAUGCUGGCGAACUUCACCAUGGCCCCAGCCCGCUUGGGCAACGUCCCGAUCGCCGCCAUUGUGAUUGGCAUUCUGAUGGGCCUGCUGCUGCCGCUGGUGGCCACCUACAGCCCGGUGAAGAAGGCGCUGAGCAGCAGCCUGCGUGACGCGUUGAACAUCUACCGCCAGGUGUACAACGAGGCGCACGUGAAGGCUAUUCGGCUAGAGGAGAUGGGUCUAAGCAUGUGGCAGGUCUUCCUCGGCGUCUUCCUGGUCUUUGCGGGCUUCCUGGUGUACUACCUCAUGCCACUGAGCUUCAUCUUUUCCAACAUGAUGAUGUUCUUCAUCCUGCUCGACUUUGUGCUCAUCUGCAUGAUUGCCGGGCUGUGCAUGAUGACGUACGUCGUCCAGGGGCCGGCGGAAGUGUUUGUGCUGUAUCUGCUUCUGUGGGGCCGCGAGACACGGCUAUGGACGCUCAUCCGCAAGAACUUGCGCAGUCACCGUGACCGAAACUCCAAGGCGUACAUGAUGUUCCUACUGAGCGUGGCGUGCCUCGUCGCAUCCGGCGUGAUGUUCAGCAUGAUGGCCACCAUCUCCUCUCAGUUGGCGGAGCUGACGGCCGGUGCGCCGGUGACAGUGACAUCGAAAUCCUUCCAGAACCCCCUCCACCAGGCAAGCCUCGACGCGUUCCUGCGUGGUGAGGGAAGCCGCUACGUCUCGCAGUGGGCCUACACCUCUUUCGCGCUGCGCGAGUACCCACAGAUCGCCAGCAAGACAAGGGUCGGCAACCUCAUCGGCAACCUUCGCACCCUCGACGUGCGGGCGGUGACGGAGUUCUUCAUGGACGCCACCUACCCGGAAUUCAACAUGGUGAACAGCUACCGCAGCGGCUACAAGUACCCGAUGAACACCUUCCACCAGCGCGACGUUAUCCGCAGCAUGUACGAGCACCCGCCGCACCGCAACAUAAGCAAGGAGCAGGGCAUCAUCGUCAAUGGGUUCCCCUACGGAGUCAAGAUUCCGAACGUGACGGCGAAGGAGUCGCAGGUGAUUCCAAUGAUCAUCUCCUCUGCCGCCCAGGACGAGAUUGGGCUGGACGUGAACUCCGCAGCCCAGCUGCGCUUCAACUACUUCCUGAACGACAGUGUCCAAGUAAUGUCCACCAUCUUCUACCUUGAGCCGCGCGCCCUCAUGGACCGCAUCUCCGGCUUUCUCAAGGUCUCCUCGCUGCCCAUCCUCUUCACCAAAGGUACCAUUCUGGUGCCGACCAAGUACUUCCAGAGCCUGCUCAACCCGGCGGAACUCGACUUCGACCCGGAGCAGAUGAUCUCAAUCAUCCACCACGCCAUCCUGGAGGUGCGGCAGUCAGUGCUGUAUGUGCAGCUCCGCAGCAAUGUCACGAGGCGCGAGCGCGAGAUCUUUGUGAACGAGCUCCAGACGCACACCGAUACUCUCCGCCACACAAUUGUUGACACCGAAGCCACCGUGGAGCAGCUCCGCUCCGUGCAGGACCUGAUUAUGGGCUUCUUCUACUUCACCUCGGUCAUCUGCAUCACGCUUUGCGCUUUCAUGAUGUGGGCCACCUUCAUAUCUAACGUGCAGCUGAAUGCGUGGACCUUUGGUGUGCUGCGCUCGCUCGGUUUCCGCACCGCGCAGCUGAUGCGCUGCGCCGUCUACGAGGCCCUCUGUAUCGUCAUCUCUGCGUUUGCACUGGGGCUGGUGGUGGGCGUUGCGGUGGGCGUCAUCAUGGCCAUCGAGCUGUGCCAGAUCCUGGUCCUCCCGUUCCAUUUUACCUUCCCCUACGCGCUGGUGAUCAUCGUGCUCGGCAUGGCGCUCGCGGCCGCCAUCUUUGGCUCCAUCGCGCCGCUUCUGCGCCUGCGCAAAAAAUCCAUCUCCUCUGUCCUGCGCGGCAUCUAG